Messenger RNA from Eurytemora carolleeae, 905 nucleotides. RefSeq names its product probable DNA-3-methyladenine glycosylase. NCBI's taxonomy places the organism in Eukaryota, Metazoa, Arthropoda, Copepoda, Calanoida, Temoridae. Gene Ontology annotation, molecular function: alkylbase DNA N-glycosylase activity; DNA binding. Bases 86 to 871 code for a protein of 261 amino acids. Gene Ontology annotation, biological process: base-excision repair. The record is from RefSeq and is a predicted model, not a curated record. The transcript has 8 exons.
AACAAGUUCUGGUAUCACGGGGUGCCCCAGAGGAAGACCUGCAAGGAACCCAGGAUAAAUCUCACCUUUAGAAAAAUUGUUCAGAAUGAGUAAACGAAGAAACUCAAUGAGCUCCGGAGCAGAGAAUCAUUUUAGCUCCAAGACGACGGAAAAUCAUAGACGAAAUUCAACCUUUACAGAAAAGGAUGAGACUACUUCUAAAUACUUUAAAUCAUCUUCACCAAGACUCAGGACUGAUUAUUAUGCUAAGGAGUGUAUAAGUCUCUCCAAGAAUCUCCUGGGAAAAGUUCUAUGCAGAAGAAUUGGGAACACAAUUCUUAAAGGUAAGAUUGUAGAGACUGAGAGCUACCUGGGAGAAAAUGACCUGGCCAGCCACUCCUAUCAGGGCAAAAGAACCGAGAGAAAUGAAGCAAUGUAUAUGGGAGCAGGAACUGCAUAUGUUUACAAAAUAUACGGGAUGUAUCACUGCUUUAAUAUUUCAAGUCAAGAAGCUGGAUCUGCUGUUCUAAUCAGGUCAUUGGAACCUCUGGAAGGUUUUGAACAAAUGCGGGAGUUAAGAUCUGUGCGGAGAAAGGACGGAGGAGUUAAAUUAAAGGAGAAAGAUCUCUGCAAUGGUCCCUCUAAGCUCUGUGAUGCUCUGAGUAUUACUAAAGAAGAAAUCAACCAACUAAAUCUUUCAUCUUCAGAACUGAUUUGGCUUGAAGAUGGCGAGGAUAUUGCAGAAGAGAAUAUAAUUACUACAAGUAGGAUAGGAAUUCAGGGUUCAGGUUCGGCAGCAGCACUACCUUUCAGGUUCUAUAUUUUUGAGAACAAGAACGUUAGCGUCCGAGAUCGGAAAAUUGAAAGUUCAGUGAUAAAAAAACUUUAUUGAGUGGUUAAAUACAUAAAGAUUGUAAUACAGACAA